GCCCCGCGAUAGCUCGAAGCUUCCUGUUCUCUCUUCUACAACACAUUUUCGAUUUAACAUCGAAACUCAAUUUCCAAGCUUUAGCGUUAGAGCAUAAUCUUCGAUUUUAAUCUCCGCCGAACAGUUCCUCCAAUUAGUUUUCAUAAGCUCAAUACGUCGUCAUAACCGUCAAUAUGCCUCCGCGACACCAGACGUUACCUCCCGCCCAAACAUCUUCGGCGCGCGCCGCCCUACAAUCCUUCUACUGCGAAUUAUGUUCCAAGGGUUACUCGCGAAUGAACGAUUACGAAGCACACCUAGGCAGCUACGACCAUAGCCAUCGUCAGCGUAUGAAGGACAUGAAGCAGAUGGUAAAAGACCCGACAGCAGGAGCGCGUGCGCGAAAAGCCGAAGCAAAAGCAGACGGUCUUAUCAGCAUCAAACUCGGUGGUGAGCCGAACCCCAGUGGUACGAGCGGUGGUAGCGGAGGGUUCAAGAAGGGAGGGUUUAAAAAGUCUGGGUUCAAGAGUGCGUUUACGCCCAUCGGCGGAGCACCAAAUGACGAGAACAAAGCAAAAGAGGCGGACGCAUACAAUACAAAUAAUAGUAAGGAAGAGAAGCCGAUAUUGAAAGACCUAAACGCAGAAAGCGACACGGAAGACGAAGGAUACGAAGUCUACAAUCCACGAUUUCCUACCGAUUGAAGCGUUUCCGAAGAAUAUUAAUUGCAAAUGAAGAGACGGACCAUAGAUGGCGCGUCGCAACAAUGUACACAACGUAAGAUCCGCCAUCAGAUACCUAGGUAUAUAACCUUUCGCAUCUGGCCUUAUAAGAGGACGAACCAGUCGAACUAUCGCGUCGUGGGAUUAGGUCUACCCUACUGCUGUACGAUCCAGUUGCUGGGUCAUCACGCGUCACGGCUAAAUAUUGCAGAAACGUAUUCAUCGGCAACGUUAGCAAGAUUCCAAGCUUGCGAGUCACAGGAGUAGUCACUGACGAGCUUAUCACCAUCCAUAAAAGCUCCUCUGGAGGUCGAAUGAAAUGAAAUAAUUCGUAAUUAGAUAUUGAUGGAAAUGAUCACAUCGCAGCACAGAUCGAACG
Messenger RNA from Hypoxylon trugodes, 1080 nucleotides. RefSeq lists its product as uncharacterized. The transcript is spliced from 2 exons. NCBI's taxonomy places the organism in Eukaryota, Fungi, Ascomycota, Sordariomycetes, Xylariales, Hypoxylaceae. The record is from RefSeq and is a predicted model, not a curated record. Bases 174 to 683 code for a protein of 169 amino acids.